AGUAGGAAUAGACCCUACAGCAGAUCUACCAUCGAUGGUCUGUUGCUUGGCGUUUCCCGGUAUAUCUUGCCCUCUACACAUCUUCGAACCACGCUAUCGGAAUAUGAUCAGACGGGCCAUCAAUUCUGGUUCUAGGCGAUUCGGCAUGUUCCUUCCUGGUUCAGGUUCUCAUGGUCUUUCUCA
Opisthorchis viverrini is the source of this 183-nucleotide messenger RNA. RefSeq lists its product as hypothetical. The transcript has a single exon. The record is from RefSeq and is a predicted model, not a curated record. Lineage: Eukaryota; Metazoa; Platyhelminthes; Trematoda; Opisthorchiida; Opisthorchiidae. The annotation marks the transcript as partial.